This is a messenger RNA of Capra hircus (goat), 2323 nucleotides long. It is a transcript of the gene NIPA1, whose product is annotated as non imprinted in Prader-Willi/Angelman syndrome 1. The coding region runs from base 17 to 991 and encodes 324 amino acids. Gene Ontology annotation, biological process: magnesium ion transport. Lineage: Eukaryota; Metazoa; Chordata; Mammalia; Artiodactyla; Bovidae. The record is from RefSeq and is a predicted model, not a curated record. The transcript is spliced from 5 exons. Gene Ontology annotation, cellular component: membrane. Gene Ontology annotation, molecular function: magnesium ion transmembrane transporter activity.
GGCGGGCACGGGCGGAAUGGGGACUGCGGCUGCUGCAGCGGCGGCGGCCGGGGAGGGGGCGCGCAGCCCGAGCCCCGCCGCCGUGUCGCUCGGCCUGGGCGUGGCCGUAGUGUCGAGCCUGGUGAACGGGUCCACGUUCGUGCUUCAGAAGAAGGGCAUCGUGCGCGCCAAGCGGCGAGGUACCUCCUACUUAACAGACAUUGUAUGGUGGGCAGGAACAAUUGCAAUGGCUGUUGGCCAGAUUGGAAACUUCCUGGCUUACACAGCGGUCCCCACGGUCCUGGUGACUCCUCUUGGUGCCCUUGGAGUGCCAUUUGGGUCCAUUUUAGCUUCUUAUCUUCUGAAAGAAAAGCUCAACAUCUUGGGCAAGUUGGGGUGUCUGCUAAGCUGUGCGGGUUCUGUCGUGCUGAUUAUCCAUUCCCCGAAAUCUGAGAGUGUGACUACUCAGGCUGAGUUGGAGGAGAAGCUGACCAAUCCAGUGUUUGUGGGCUAUCUGUGCAUCGUGCUGCUCAUGCUGCUGCUGCUCAUCUUCUGGAUCGCACCGGCCCACGGGCCCACCAACAUCAUGGUCUACAUCAGCAUCUGCUCCUUGCUGGGGAGUUUCACCGUGCCUUCCACCAAGGGCAUUGGGCUGGCUGCCCAAGACAUCUUCCACAACAACCCAUCUAGUCAGCGGGCCCUCUGCCUGUGCCUGGUGCUCCUGGCCGUGCUUGGCUGCAGUAUCAUCGUCCAGUUCAGGUACAUCAACAAGGCCCUCGAGUGCUUCGACUCCUCUGUGUUUGGGGCCAUCUACUACGUGGUGUUCACCACACUGGUCUUGCUGGCCUCAGCCAUCCUCUUCCGGGAGUGGAGCAACGUGGGUCUGGUGGACUUCUUGGGCAUGGCCUGUGGGUUCACCACUGUCUCCGUUGGAAUUGUCCUUAUACAGGUGUUCAAAGAGUUCAACUUCAACCUGGGGGAGAUGAAUAAAUCUAAUGUGAAAACGGACUAGGAUGUCACAAGGAAUUGUAUGGCUUGAGGAACAGAAAGAAGAUAUGGUUUCUGGUCCUAAUUUGAUGUGACGUAGAAGAGUAAAUUUACACAAGUAAAUUGUUUGUGUUGGAGUUGCUUAUCAUGAUGAAUAGGCUGGUGGAGAAUGAGGAUGCAUUGCUUAGCACAGGACUGUGGACUCAGCCUUCUGUUCUCUGAAGUUGCUCAAAGGUUGCCUGAGUGUCAUCUCUCUCUGAUGAGAGGAAUCUUAGGUUCAUUGCCAUUAACCUGGAAGCUUUGAUGAAUACUCUUUGCUUUUAAAACACUAUCAUUAUUUAAAUAGAACGGGCCUAUUCUGGUUAGUGUUUGCAGGGGAACAGAUAUUCUUAUUUAGGAGCUUACUUUGGAAAUGGGAGAAGGUGUUGUCUUGAAGUCUGACUCUACAGUAAAUGUGUCUUUAGUCUUGUUAUUUUGCAUUAAGCAUGUCUAACAUUCAGGUGUUCCAUCCAAAUCAGAGGUAUAUACAUUUAAUUGUUUUUAAUCCUCUAAUGUGUUGACUCUCCUACCCCUGACUCCUAGACAUUUUAAUUGGAAACAGAGAGAGAAGAGUGAAUGGAUACCAUAUACUGUUCCAUUUGCAGGAUGAUUUUCAGUAGCUCAAAUCAAUUUCAGUGCCUUUAUCACUUGAACUAUUCACUUAAUUUGACUAUUACUGUGUGUAUGUUCUCUUAGAUUAGAAUAAUGCAGCUUCCAUGAUUAUACUUUAGUAUUUCACUAUUCAAACUAUAAAUGUUCAAAGCAGUUAUAAAUUAUAGUAUAUUAUUUAUUGGAAGAGAAUCAAGAUGAAGGACACAUUAGAGGAAGUUGACCCUUUCAGCAUGUUAUAAUCCAAUGAAAGACAAUUGACUAAGUAGCAUGAGGUAUUUUAUUUGUAUUCAGUCUAACAUAACUGGGAUCCAGUAUUAAAUUUACCCAUGUUCUCAUUGAGCAAGCAUUGUGUCCACUAAGAAGAAAUUAUUUAGGCUGUUAAGUGAGAUAGUAACUGUUCAGUGGCACAUAUGAGUUCAGGAACAAGUUAAAGGACACAAUUAAGCCUAAGUUUUUUUUUUUUUUUUGCUACAAAUUGGAACACACAUAGUUUUAGAAAGAAUUUCUAGCAAAAAUGAAAACAGUUUAACCAUCUCCCUGUUGUUUGAGAUGACAAAGCACUCUGCAGUCCCUGACCCAAUCUCUCAUUAAACUUGUGAAAUGCAAAAUAGCCAUUAAUUAGCCCUGGGAUUUCUUUGGAGGGAAUGAUGCUGAAGCUGAAACUCCAGUACUUUGGCCACCUCAUGCGAAGAAUUGAUUCACUGGA